AUGCACCGGAACGCGUCGGUCAUCGAGGCGGCCAAUGCAGCCAUGGGGAUAGUGGACACAGCGGCUACGCUUGUGGUCGACACAUAUUUCCAUGUUGUGGCACUCAGCAAGAACGAAUCCGAUGGCUACAUCCCGCAGGCGGCCAUGACGAAGCAGCUGCAGGUGAUGAACGCGGCGUACCAGCCGUACGGGAUCCAGUUCAACCUCAAGGGCACCGACUGGACCAUUAACAAGCGCUGGGCAGUCGACAAGAAGACCAAGAGGAUGAAGGCGGCGCUACGCAAGGGGGACUACAAGACGCUCAACAUCUACUUCCAGAAGCGCCUCAAGGACGACAACCUCGGCUACUGCUACUUCCCCCGCGGCCCGCCCAAGCCAGGCUCCAAGAAGUUCAUCCGGGAUGGGUGCUCGAUCGACGGUGCAUCGGUCCCUGGAGGCGCGUACACCGGCUACAACCUUGGCCUGACGGCCGUGCACGAGGUCGGGCACUGGUUUGGCCUGCUGCAUACCUUUGAGGGACAGAACUGUGCCGGCACGGGCGACUUUGUGGCCGACACGCCACAGCAGAUCAGCGCCACCGUCGGCUGUCCAGAGGGCAGAGACUCGUGCCCGAGCAGCCCUGGACUCGACCCCAUCCACAACUACAUGGACUACUCGACGGACGCAUGCUACACCCAGUUCACCGAGGGCCAGCGGCAGCGCAUGAUUACCAUGUACAACACGUAUCGCAAGAAUUCUUGA
Molecule: messenger RNA, 741 nt
Organism: Microdochium trichocladiopsis
Lineage: Eukaryota; Fungi; Ascomycota; Sordariomycetes; Xylariales; Microdochiaceae
Product: metalloprotease 1
Exons: 1
Coding region: 1-741 (246 amino acids)
Molecular function (GO): metallopeptidase activity
Source: RefSeq, a predicted model, not a curated record